AACCCGAACCACAAUACGCUACAUCUUUUCUUGAAGAUUAUAAUGUCUCGCUAGCAAACGUUGAAAAUCUCAAUGAUGAACAGUAUAAUAGAAAGAAUCAAGUAAUUCGAGCAAUAACGUCAGAAAUUGUAGCAGUUUUCAAAGAUAUAGCAACAUUGAAUCCACUUUUUCGUGAUCAAAUUGCAAAUUUUUCCAUGUCUCAAGCUGCUGGUAAUGUUUUUGAAGAACCUGCAAAACUUGCUGAUUUUGCAGCUGCUGUUUCAACGGGAGAACCAAACGAAUUACAAGAAGUCUUAGAAAGUUUGGUUAUUGAAGAGCGUUUACAAAAAGCUUUACUUGUUCUAAAAAAAGAAUUAGUCAAUGCCCAAUUACAAAGCAAAAUUAGCAAAGAAGUUGAAUCUAAAAUUGCAAAGCGCCAAAGAGAAUACUAUUUAAUGGAACAAUUGAAAGGAAUCAAAAAAGAAUUAGGCAUUGAAUCAGAUGGCAAGGAUAAACUCAUUGAAAAGUUCAAAGAAAAGGCAGAUAAACUCGCCAUGCCUGAUAAUGUUAAGAAAGUUUUCGAUGAGGAAAUUAAUAAACUAGCUCAUUUAGAGCCCGCAGCUUCUGAAUUCAAUGUUACGCGUAACUAUUUAGAUUGGUUGACCCAGAUUCCAUGGGGUCAAAGUUCUCCAGAGAAUUACAACAUUAAGCAUGCCAUGAAAGUGCUUGAUGAUGAUCAUUACGGACUACAAGAUGUAAAGGAUCGGAUAUUAGAAUUCAUUGCUGUUGGUAAACUAAGAGGCACUGUGGAAGGAAAAAUUUUGUGCUUUGUUGGGCCUCCCGGUGUUGGCAAAACCUCUAUUGGAAAAUCAAUUGCUCGAGCUUUAUCGCGGCAAUUUUAUCGGUUUAGCGUCGGUGGUCUUACUGAUGUUGCCGAAAUAAAAGGACAUCGUCGAACGUAUGUUGGUGCUAUGCCCGGUAAAGUCGUCCAAGCCUUAAAAAAGGUACAGACCGAAAAUCCAUUGAUUUUGAUUGAUGAAGUCGACAAAAUUGGUCGUGGACACCAAGGAGAUCCUUCAUCGGCGCUUUUAGAACUUCUUGACCCAGAGCAAAAUUCAUCCUUUUUAGAUCAUUAUAUGGACGUUCCAAUUGAUCUUUCUAAAGUGCUCUUUGUUUGCACUGCUAAUGUUGUAGACACGAUACCUGUUCCAUUGCUAGAUCGUAUGGAAGUAAUCCAGUUAUCUGGAUAUGUUGCUGAUGAAAAGGUUGCUAUUGCUUCAAAGUAUCUUUCACCAACUGCUAAAGAAAUGGCUGGCUUGCAAAAUGCAGAUGUCCAGCUACAACAAGAUGCUAUUGAGACUUUGAUCCGUUCAUACUGUCGCGAAAGUGGUGUUCGUAGUCUAAAGAAACACAUCGACAAAAUUUAUCGAAAAGCAGCUCUUAAGAUAGUGCGCGAUAUUGGCGAUGAAGAAUUAUCACAAGAACUUGAUAAUGUUGAAACCGAAGCUUCUGAUAAAACUAAAGCAGAUAGUGUUAGCAUCACUACUGAACCACGAAAACCUUUAAAUUUACCUGACAAUAUUCAUGUUGGCAUUACCGCAGAAAAUUUGAAAGAUUAUGUUGGACCUCCACUGUGGCAUUCAGAUCGUUUAUAUGAUCAAACCCCUCCCGGCGUCGUUAUGGGAUUGGCUUGGACCAGCAUGGGCGGCUCUGCAUUAUAUGUCGAAUCUACACUUGAUUCAAUUCUUUCUCCAACUUCGAAACCAUCCCUAUCUAAAACUGGUCAAUUGGGCGAUGUAAUGAAGGAAUCCUCUACUAUUGCUUAUACAUUUGCUAAAAGUUUAAUGGUACGACAAUAUCCAGAAAACAAAUUUUUUGAAAGGGCUUCGAUUCACCUUCAUGUGCCUGAAGGUGCAACUCCAAAGGAUGGCCCAUCUGCCGGCAUUACCAUGGCAACAUCACUCCUUUCACUUGCUUUAUCUAAGUCUUUAGAUCCAACUAUAGCAAUGACUGGUGAACUCACUCUUACUGGUAAAAUUUUAAAGGUUGGUGGAAUUCGGGAAAAAGCGGUAGCAGCCAAGAGAUCCAGUGUGUCAACCUUAAUAUUUCCGAAAGCUAAUACUAACGAUUGGGAAGAGUUGCCCGAAAAUAUUAAGGAGGGACUUACAGGUGUUCCCGUUGCAGAUUAUGACGAAGUCUUUAAUUUUGUUUUUGGUACUAUUAGUAGAGAGCAAGCAAAACAGGUUUGGGAUUUGAUGCUCGCAUCACAAUCGGUUGAAUCUGAGGAUAAAAAAGUAAUGGUGGCAGAACUUACAGAACAAUUGUAA
Racocetra persica is the source of this 2306-nucleotide messenger RNA. The record is from the annotation of a GenBank genome assembly. Lineage: Eukaryota; Fungi; Glomeromycota; Glomeromycetes; Diversisporales; Gigasporaceae.